Lithohypha guttulata is the source of this 1653-nucleotide messenger RNA. RefSeq names its product folylpolyglutamate synthase (gene FOL3). The transcript has 2 exons. Lineage: Eukaryota; Fungi; Ascomycota; Eurotiomycetes; Chaetothyriales; Trichomeriaceae. The record is from RefSeq and is a predicted model, not a curated record. Gene Ontology annotation, biological process: folic acid-containing compound biosynthetic process. The coding region runs from base 1 to 1653 and encodes 550 amino acids. Gene Ontology annotation, cellular component: cytosol; cytoplasm; mitochondrion. Gene Ontology annotation, molecular function: tetrahydrofolylpolyglutamate synthase activity; dihydrofolate synthase activity; ATP binding.
AUGAUCAACCUUGGCUUAGAGCGAAUUGAGCGACUACUCCAGCAUAUUGCUCGCAACAUCUUUGAGCAAGUCAAUUUCAAUCCUCCAUGGAAGGCUAUACAUAUUGCUGGAACGAACGGCAAAGGAAGCGUUGCAGCAUAUACUUCCUCCUUAUUGCGGAGGGCGGUGACUCGUAAAGAUGGUCUCCCAAUCCGAAUAGGACGAUUCACGUCACCACACUUCAUAGAUCGCUGGGACUGCAUUUCGAUCAAUGAUCAGCCCGUGAGCAGAGACGUCUUCGAAAAAGCCGAGAAGCAGGUCUACGCGCUCAAGCACACCGUCAGUAGCGAACUGCGUGGAGAAACUUCUACUGCCUCGCAUACCUCCGACAAGCAACUCACCGAAGAUGAGCUUCGUAGAGAGACUGAGCCUACAGAAUUCGAACUACUCACAGCAACAGCCUUCAACAUCUUCUCCCAACCAGAUCCGAGACCCUGUGAUAUCGCCGUUAUCGAAUGUGGCCUGGGCGGUGCCGAGGAUGCCACCAAUGUUCUUCCAGAAAGUGCCAUCGGUAUGAGUGUCAUUACCAGGAUCGGACUUGAUCACCUAGGUAUAUUGGGCAACGAUGUGAAGGAUAUCGUACGCCAUAAGGCUGGUAUUUCCAGAAGGGGUAUCAAAGUGAUAGUCGAUGGGGACAAUGAACCAGAGAUACUUCGCCUGAUCAUGGAUGCAAUCAGGACGAAAUGCAGCUAUGACGAGAAGACAGCAGGAGAUAUGGUAUCCAUAGUGCAUGGGAACGAAUUGCACGAAUCACUGGUACCUGGCACAAUUACUCGACAGAACCACCCAACUGCUGGCUCUAACAAUACCCUUCCAGAAACCCUGCAAAGUCUAAUGCCACAUCAAUGGUCAAAUCUAGCAGUUGCACAACAGGCAACUAUACACAUACUGCAUCAGGACUACCAGAACUAUGACUCAUUAACAUACAGCAAAGCCAUCGAGGCACCGAGCUCGUGGCCAAAGCUUCUCGAAGAAGUACUCAGAGACGCCUCUAUCUCUUACCCUGCGCGACUGCAGCGCUUAUCACCUGGUUGGCUAAAUGAGAAGGACCGCGACACCUUUCCUCUGUUGAACGAUACUCCCGUCCUCCUAGACGGUGCACACAACGAGCAGUCAGCCGAAGUACUGCGAGAUUACGUUGACCGCGCAACUGGCUCCACCAGCACCACAUCGAGAAGACCAGUGAUAUGGAUCUUGGCUCUAUCCUCCACGAAAUCACCCGAAGGUAUUUUCAAGACUCUGCUUGGGCCCAGGCAGCCUGUGGAUGCACAUGACACCUUCAUUGCUCAUGCUCAGCAAACGAUCAUCUUCACCUCCUUCGGUCCUGUGGACAACAUGCCGUGGGUUAGGCCUGCGCCUGUACCGUUACUCAUGUCUGCGAUAGACGACGCUGUGAAUCUUCCAAUAAGUGUCAAUAUCGAGCACGGCACGACUAACAUCAGUGAAGCACUCAAGACAGCUGAAGGAAUCCUCGCUAAGUACGAAGGCAAAAAGGGUUCUGAAAAGCCUCUUGUGGUGAUGGCUGGAAGCUUAUAUAUGGCUAGCAAUGUUCUCAGGAUGGUACGAGAUGGCAGAGAGGAAUUUGAACGAUGGUGGGAUGAGUCGCAGAGAUGA